GGCCGCGCCCGUGCCACUCUCAACGCGCAUCGCGGCCGGCAUCCUCGCCAUCUGCCGGUCGGUACGGUACGUUACAACUCCACGCGACGCGCAAGCGGGGGGGCGACAAAAACACGCGCCCGCACAAGUCGUCCUCUUCCUCCGCACGCCGACACGGCGCAAAUCCCCCCACCCCAAGCCCACAAGCCCCGAGCGACGCCACACGCCGGCUCGUGCGGCUGCUCGCCCCGCGCCCGCCUCGGAUUCACCGCCGCGCUCCGCGUCGCCGCGAGAUCCCGUCCUCGCAAUGGAGGCUCAUCUCCCUCCAAUCAGAGGCUCACCAACACCAAACGCCUGCGGUUCUCUACUAUUAGAAGUUACUCUACUGAUGCGAACAGUAAAAGUUAGCAACCUUUCGUUAAAUGCUGUGAAAAGAGAGAUAACAGAGUUCUUUAGUUUCUCCGGGGAUAUAGAAUAUGUUGAAAUGCAAAGUGAAUCCGAAUGGUCACAGCUUGCUUAUGUCACAUUUAAAGACUCACAGGGAGCAGACACUGCUGUUCUUCUCUCGGGGGCAACAAUUGUUGAUCGUGCUGUCAUCAUAACUCCAGCUGAGAACUAUCAGCUGCCUCCUGAAGCGCACAAACAAUUAUCGGGAGCAAGCCCCACUACUGAAUCUACAGUCAGGAAGGCAGAAGAUGUUGUCAGCAGCAUGUUGGCCAAGGGCUUUGUCCUCAGCAAGGAUGCUCUCAACUUAGCAAAAUCCUUUGACGAGCGUCACAAUAUCCUGUCCAAUGCUACUGCUACGGUCGCAUCUAUAGACCGCCAGUAUGGCCUGAGUGAAAAGAUCAAUCUGGGCCGAGCCAUUGUUGGCAGCAAGGUCAAGGAGGUGGAUGAACGGUACCAGGUCUCAGAACUCACUAAAUCUGCUUUGGCUGCUGCUGAGCAGAAAGCCAGCAUUGCAGGCUCUGCCAUCUUGAGUAACCAAUAUGUCUCAGCUGGUGCCUCCUGGUUAACCAGCGCAUUUGGUAUGGUAACUAAGGCGGCAGGUGACAUGACCUCGAUGGCGAAAGACAAGGUAGAGAGGGCUGAGGAGGAGAGGAAAGCCAUCAUGUGGGAGGAGAGGAACGGGCUGGUGAGCGAGUAUGCAAAGAUGCACCUUGAUGAGCCCUCGUCAUGGGAACCUGCAGUUCUUCCUUUGGAAUCAGUGGAUGAGCAGAAGCUCCAGGCUGUGUGAUCGCUUCUCACACGUAAUUCUUUUGCUGCUUGUCCUAUAUAUAGAUGAUUCUUUUUCGUGGAUGCACUAGAUCAAAACAGAGGGUCUUAAUCACUAUAGUGUCAUGUAAAUUUCAGAGCGUUGUCAUUGUUUUCUUACCAGCUUUGUUAUACUAGACCACUGAAUGUGAAUGGUCUACUUGUUUCUGCUACUACAUACUGUAAUACAGCUUGCUCCGUUAGAUACAGCUUCUAAUGCUGAGUUGAAACGUGGUUACUAAAUUUACUGCUCCA
Molecule: messenger RNA, 1485 nt
Organism: Setaria italica (foxtail millet)
Lineage: Eukaryota; Viridiplantae; Streptophyta; Magnoliopsida; Poales; Poaceae
Product: binding partner of ACD11 1
Exons: 6
Coding region: 287-1213 (308 amino acids)
Molecular function (GO): RNA binding
Source: RefSeq, a predicted model, not a curated record